Messenger RNA from Notothenia coriiceps (black rockcod), 1064 nucleotides. RefSeq names its product mitochondrial chaperone BCS1-like. The record is from RefSeq and is a predicted model, not a curated record. NCBI's taxonomy places the organism in Eukaryota, Metazoa, Chordata, Actinopteri, Perciformes, Nototheniidae.
AAGUAGCUACGCAUGUGGAUUUUAGUUGGCUGUUUACACAAGAAACCAUAGCCUUUAAAACGGCAGUAUGAGAUGAAGACAAAUAAGGCAAGUCAGUAAGAUGUUAGCUUAUUAUUUAUUUAUAUAUGACCGAAUUUAUUAUUAGAAAAUAGCAUCAAUUGGUAUUUAUUUUAUAAUAUUUCCAUUUUGGGCAUCAGGUCUUCAGCUACUCUCAUAUGUAUAUUAUACUAUCAGUGUAGUCUCUGGAUUGUCAUCAAAUGAGUUUGUCACACAGAUCAGAUGAGUUUGCACUUUGCCUGAAGGUGUGUGCUUAUAAAAGGUUUUAAAACUACUAUAGAGUGUGGUUCCACUGGGGCUGUGCAGACAUCAGCAUCAUGCCCCUGUCAGACUUUCUGGACGGCCUGAAGGACAACCCUUACUUCGGGGCUGGGUUCGGACUGGUGGGGAUUGGGACAGCCAUGGCAGUGGCCAGGAAAAGCGCCCAGGUUGGGAUGAUCUUCUUCCGCAGGAACUACAUGAUCACUCUGGAGGUCCCCAGCAAGGAUAAGAGCUACCACUGGCUGUUGAGCUGGAUCACCAAACACGCCAAGCACACCCAACACCUGAGCGUGGAGACCUCCUACCUGGCCCAUGAGAGCGGACGGGUUCACACGCAGUUUGACUUCCACCCGAGCCCCGGGAACCACAUCAUCUGGUACGGCAGGAAGUGGAUCAGGGUGGAGAGGACCAGGGAGAAGCAGAUGGUGGAUCUGCACACUGGCACCCCGUGGGAGUCUGUAACCUUCACUGCUUUAGGCAGGGACAGACAAAUCUUCUUUAACAUCCUCCAAGAAGCGAGGGAAUUGCCAUGAAAGCAGGAAGAGGGACGGACAGUGAUGUACACAGCCAUGGUGGCCGAGUGGAGGCCAUUGGGUUCCGCGCGAUCGCCGACCCCUCUAGCUCUUUGGUUGCUGCAUGAGGUCCGUGUCCGGAUCGGUAUGUCGUAUGAAGAUGUGAAGGAGUUCAUCGGAAACGCGCCAAUGGUUUACACAGACGUAGAGGUGGGACUGAGUCACCAGCAUUAA